Molecule: messenger RNA, 1557 nt
Organism: Pseudomassariella vexata
Lineage: Eukaryota; Fungi; Ascomycota; Sordariomycetes; Amphisphaeriales; Pseudomassariaceae
Product: general substrate transporter
Exons: 3
Coding region: 1-1557 (518 amino acids)
Biological process (GO): carbohydrate transport; transmembrane transport
Cellular component (GO): membrane
Molecular function (GO): carbohydrate:proton symporter activity
Source: RefSeq, a predicted model, not a curated record
AUGGGCCUACCUACGCUGCCCAAAAUCUACAAUGUUCACUUUGUGGCAAUAAUUGCCACCCUUGGCGGUGCGCUCUUUGGCUUUGACAUCUCAUCCAUGUCAGCCAUCGUCGUCACUGACCAAUACCUCGACUACUUUCACUCACCCGCCGGCGCGCUCCAAGGUGCCAUCGGAUCCGCCCUGGCAGCUGGCUCUGUAGUUGGGUCUGCCGUAGCCGGCCCCAUCUCCGAUAAGAUCGGUCGUCGCGAUUCCAUCAUGUUUGCCUGUAUCUUCUGGUUUAUUGGAACCGCGGUGCAGGUUGGCUGCCACAAUUCAGGCACCUUGAUUGUUGGCCGUGUCUUCAACGGCUUCACCGUUGGCAUCACAUCGUCCCAAGUUCCCGUCUACCUGGCCGAGAUUGCCAAGGCAGAAAAGCGUGGCUCCAUUGUCAUUAUCCAACAAUUGGCGGUCGAAUUCGGCAUCUUGAUCAUGUACUUCAUUGGGUACGGCUGCUCCUUUAUUCCCGGCCCUGCUUCGUUUCGUACUGCUUGGGGCACGCAGUUCAUCCCCGCUUUCUUCUUGGUAGUUGGCCUCCCCUUCCUACCACGUUCUCCGCGUUGGCUUGCCAAAGUCGGCCGAGAGAAGGAAGCGAUUGCUACACUGGCAAACAUUCAAGCAGGGGGCAAUGUUGACGAUCCCCUGGUUAUCGCCGAGUGGGAGGAAAUCAUGGUGACUAUGCGUGCUGAGAAGGAGGCUGGCCGUGGCUGGAGAAAAUUCUUUAAGAACGGCAUGUGGAAGCGUACCAUGGCCGGCAUGUCGGUGCAGGCCUGGCAGCAACUGGCCGGUGCCAACGUUAUCGUCUACUACCUGACUUACAUCGCGCUCAUGGCUGGUCUAACCGGUAACGUCGCCAUGGUCACUUCAGGCAUCCAGUACGCCGUUUUCAUCAUCUUUACGGGAGUCAUGUGGCUUUUCAUCGACAAACUUGGUCGCCGCACCCUUCUCAUUUGGGGCGCACUUGGCAUGGGAUUCUGCCACAUUGUUAUCGGUGGCGUCAUGGGUGGGAACCACGACGAUGUUCCCGGAGGUGUGGGCAAUCCGCCCAACCCCAAUAUCGUCAUCUCGGUCCACGGUGGCGCCCCCGCCAACACUGUCAUCACCUUCUCGUACCUGCUCAUCGUCGUCUACGCCUUGACUCUGGCACCAGUAUGCUGGAUCUACGCUGCUGAGGUGUGGUCCCUCGGUACACGUGCCACGGGUAUGUCCAUGGCGGCUAUGUCUAACUGGGUCUUCAACUUUGCCCUGGGCAUGUUUACGCCACCUGCCUUCAUUAAUAUCAGCUGGAAGUUAUUCAUCGUCUUCGGUGUGCUCUGCAUUUUCGCCGCUGUGUGGUUCUGGGUCUUUUAUCCGGAAACUUGUGGGAAAACCCUUGAAGAGGUUGAAAUCAUGUUCUCCAAAGAUGGUCCUAAGCCGUGGAAAACCAAGAAGGGCGAAUCUAGGCUGGAGCAGGAAAUCCAGGCCGUGGUCGAGAGGAAGACAGAUAAAGACCACGUUCCCGUUAUCGAGCCAGCUGAGUAG